This is a messenger RNA of Trichoderma virens Gv29-8, 1569 nucleotides long. RefSeq lists its product as uncharacterized. The transcript has 2 exons. Gene Ontology annotation, molecular function: FAD binding; proline dehydrogenase activity. The record is from RefSeq and is a predicted model, not a curated record. Gene Ontology annotation, cellular component: mitochondrion. Bases 168 to 1421 code for a protein of 417 amino acids. NCBI's taxonomy places the organism in Eukaryota, Fungi, Ascomycota, Sordariomycetes, Hypocreales, Hypocreaceae.
AGCAGACCGAAACAUAUGACUAUGAAGAUACUUUUCUAACAGAGGAUCAGAUCCAUUUAAAUCCAAGCUCAAGAGAGCGGCGCUCCAACCACCGAAAUUAGUGGCCGGCAACAGAGAGACAGCUUCAUAUCCUUUGGCUCAAUUGAGGGGGAGAAGAGGGAGAGACGAUGUUACCGCCACAUUCUCUCCUCCCAACUAGGAUGCUUCUGCGGUCGCUAUUGGUAGCCGGAAUCACUAGCCACCCGAUGCUUCUGGCUCCAGGAUUAGCCACGUUGAACUUCCUGUCCAAACCCCGAGCCCCCCUGUUUAAUGUUGAGAGGAACCCAUUGCUACAUAGCAUCUUGAAGAAUGUACUUUACAACCACUUCUGUGCCGGGGAAAAUGCGAGCGAGGUCAAAGCUACGAUACAAAACAUAAAAAACAUGGGAUUUUGCGGUGUAAUCCUUACCUAUGCAAAAGAGGGUCCAGGAAGAUCUUCUGGUGAUAACAGCCAACUCGACCCCGAAUCACAAAAAGUUGAUACCGAGAUUGAAGCAUGGCACCAAGGCGUUUUGCAAACAGUCCGAAUGAUUGGCGAGGGAGAUUUUAUAGCAUUAAAGUUGACUGGGGCUGGCGCGGCGGUAACAACAGCACUCUCUUUGGGCAAUCCACUUCCGACUCAGAUGGAGAGUGCAUUGGCAGAUCUCUGUGGUGAAGCUAUCAGCCGAAAUGUAAACAUUUUCUUAGAUGCGGAGCAGCAUCAUGUUCAGACCGGAAUUAAUAAAGUCGCCCUCGAUCUGAUGCGCCGCUACAAUCGGGGUGAUGUGGCAAUAGUAUUUAACACUUAUCAAGCUUACCUGAAGUCAACUUCAGUAACUUUACUUGAUCACUUGGACUACGCGAAGAAAGACGGCUUUACAAUAGGCAUAAAGCUAGUUCGGGGUGCGUACAUGAGCACAGAGCCUCGCCAUCUUAUCCACGAUACCAAGGCAGAGACGGAUGCUUCGUAUGAUCUCAUUGCAGAAAGUCUCAUCCAAGGACAAUUUGCUGGUUGGGGGCAAGACGAAUCUUUCAGCUCUCCAAGACUGCAUCUAUUUUUGGCGACUCAUAAUCGUACUAGUACUCUGAAAGCUCAAGAACUGCAACAAGAUCGGACAAAGGCUGGACUACCGCGAAUUCAAGUUCAAUACGGUCAGCUACUUGGAAUGGCAGAUGAAGUAAGUUUUACACUCCUUCAGCGAAACAAGGAGGAUAUGCAAAGCCAAGGGCUCGUGGUGAGCGACGUAUACAAAUGUCUUACUUGGGGCACAAUUGGCGAUUGCAUUUUUUAUCUUCUACGGCGCGCCAACGAGAACAAAGAUGCUGUGUCGAGAACGGUGGCCGAAUAUCGUGCCUUGAGGAGAGAAGUGGCCAGGAGAAUCAAGAACGUGUUCACAUUUUAAUUAGUCAUGGCAUUUGGAAUCGAAGGUUCAGUCUAAUUAUUGCAUAUAGAACAGUUACACUUUGAUGCAUAGCAGGUUGUCCAUGAAUUUUGGAUAACGGUUCACAUGAUAUGCAUAGAACCAAGCUUGGCAAUCGAUUUUAACACAG